Messenger RNA from Frankliniella occidentalis (western flower thrips), 5699 nucleotides. Its product is annotated as serine/arginine repetitive matrix protein 2. Gene Ontology annotation, cellular component: acrosomal vesicle. The record is from RefSeq and is a predicted model, not a curated record. NCBI's taxonomy places the organism in Eukaryota, Metazoa, Arthropoda, Insecta, Thysanoptera, Thripidae. The transcript has 12 exons. Gene Ontology annotation, molecular function: calmodulin binding. The coding region runs from base 833 to 5485 and encodes 1550 amino acids.
GUGGGCCGUGUUCACGACGUCUUCAACGUCGAGGAAUCAGCUGCGCGCGCUUCGCGUCCCGAUUCAAAAACAAACACACACAUGUACAAUGCAAUAAAGACUCGUACAAGUGCCAUGCCGCGCGCAGGACCACACUCCGGCCCGGCUGGACGUCGGCACCGACCCCGACUGCAGGCCGGGCAGUGCCGGGGUGAGUGUCACUGACGCCUGCGAACCUCGCUGUAGGCAGACCCGCGGCGCACGCCUCCGCGGCACGCUGCCUAUCCGGCGCCCGCCCUCGCGAGGCUCUCGCACCCCUAACGCUGCGCUGCGCAUUGAUCUUUGGCUCAAGUCGGCGGCGUGCGCGGAGGGGCACGGGCACGGCGGCAGGCCCAGGGACAAGGGGCUGGCGCUGCUGUGCUGCCUGUCGGGCAACACCUCGGCGCAGGAGAGCCGGGAGGCGGUGCCGCGGCAGCGGACCGUCCCCCUGGCCAUCCCGCUGCCCACCCCGCCGAGCGCGGACCUGGCCGGCGCUUCCCCCUCGCGGUCGCGGUCACGGUCCCGGUCCCGGUCGCGACCCUCCUCCCCGCGGCCAUGCCGGGGCCUUUCCUCGCCCCGGUCCUCCCGGCCUCCAUCCCCUCUACCUCACGCAUCGCUCGGCGCCUCCCCCAAGACUUCGCGCCCAUCCUCGCCGCUGCCCGUCCCGACAGUCCCGCCACAGUCCUCCGGACCGCUUGCCUCCCCGCCCGCCGUGCCCUACUCCACCCCGCUCUCCUCAAAGCGGUCCUCUCUGCCCGAGGACAGCAGUGACCUCCAAGGGAAGGUGCGCAUCCGCGUCCACUCUUCCAAAGUCAUGCACGGCGUGGAGGACGGCGCCGACGGCUCGGUGAGCACCCAGGAGCCCCUUAUGCCGCCGGUGAGCGCCGCCAGCCUGGUCGUGGAGAGCAACAGCUUCGCCUCCUCCAAGAACUCCGGUAGCAGGUCCACAGCAUCCAGCGGCCGCAGUGGACGUCGCAGCAAGUACCGUCGUGAGCUCGCGACAUUCAAGCCCUCCGUGCACCCCGUGGAGCCACCGAACCUCAGGAGAAAGAUCCUCGUCGGCAGGGACAGGUCGCCCUCGUGGCGAACGCAGAUCCUGUACGGCGACAACCCCAAGAGCCCGGGGCCCGGAACCAGCCACAGCCAAGGGUCGAGCGCGACUAGUUCGGCCUCUGUGACGAUCUCUGCAGACGCGGCCUCCACGACCAUCGGCAGCCCGCUGAGCCGGAGUCAGAGCCAGUGCCUCGGCAGGCCACUCGCCACCAUCGACAGCGAACCGGGGCCGGUGGCGGCGCACGUCGCCUCGAGGACGGCCUCAGGGACGGACUUCAAGACGGCCUCCAGAGCAGCCUCAAGAAUCGCGUCGAAGAGGGCAUCCAGAACAGUCUCCGGAACAGACUUUCGAUCAUCCCCCAGGACGGCCUCAAGGGCCGUCUCGAAAAAGGCGUCCUCGUCUUACGAAGAAUUCCAUUGCCCCAGCAUCCCAAACGUUCCUCCCCCCGAUAAAACACCGACAGUGCCGGAUGAUGAAGCAGUCGAAAAUCCGCUUGAGUUCUGGCAAUUAGAGCUACAAGAUGGUUUCGUAUUCGGUGCUCCACGUCAGGAACAUCAAACUGUGCCAUCCGAGAUCGAAGAAAUCUCGACACCCCAAGAACAGUUUACACCCGAAUCUUUAAAUGAUGUCCCUGACGCGUUAGCCGUGGAAUCUACAGAAGAGCUUUUAUCCAACCUACCUGUGCCGCCUCAAGAGCUCCCUGAAGAUGUGACCGACUAUGAGGUUCCGCAAGGAUCGCCGACUAAUGAGCGUGCAGAUGAGAUCGGCGAUGAGGCGCCUCGUGAAAUUUCACCUCAAUCCGUCACAUCUAAAGAGCGCCCAGAGGAGCUCUUGGAAUCUCCAGUCCUCUUAGCGAGCGGCGCUGUAGAGCACCCAGGCGACGAUGAAGAGUCUACUGCUCUCGUGGUGCACUCGGAGUCUGCUCCUGGCGGCCGGCAGCAGGAGCCCGUGGGUGGGGCGUUGGGAGGGACCGUCCGAGACAUCGCAGACUACCGUGCCGCCGCCAAGCUCAAGUACGAGCAAGCCAAGAAGGGGCAGUCUGCGGUGGGGGUGGGGCCCACCGAUCUCAAGUCGCUGCGAGACCUGCUCCGGCAGAGCUUCCUGGACGUGCAGGGUGGCAAAGAUGUGGCGGGGGCGCCGGCCAGCUGGGCGCCCAGGGACGUGCGGAGUCUGCAGGACGCGCCCGGCGUGCACAAGAGCGAGGACAUCGACGUGUCCUGUGGGUCCUCCACGGCCGCCUCCUCGCGCUCGCUCGAGUCUCCGGACGCCGACGCACUGCAAAGGUAUCAGAACGUGGAGAGAAUCACCGGGCUUCUUGUGGGAACGGCCAUUGAAAUGGCCACUGGUGUCCGCAGCUCGCAGGACACGGACAGCACGUGCCCAGACAGCUCGAGCAACUCGUCGGGCCGCCAGCGCGAGGACACCUUCGAGUCGGACGAGGGGCUGCUCAUCACCAUCCGCAACGAGCACGACGAGGAGGCCGCCAACGAGGUGGAGCACAAGCGCUGCCUGCUGGAGCCGGCGGAGGAGGCCGAGCCCGCCCCCGCCGGCAGCAGGCCCCAGAGGAGCUCGGCCGCCGUGUCCUCGGCCAUGGUGGCCGCGUUCGUCCAGGUGGCGGCCGCCAUGAGCGGAGCCAUGGGCGCGGCCAUGGCCGCGACCCUGGAGGAGGCCGUCUCGGAGGACGCGCCGUGCCAGGCGGCGUGCUGCCGGGCGGACAGCGUGGAGGCCGCCCUGGCCGCCCUGGAGCAGGCCAGCCCGCCGCACUUCAGCCCGACACGCCGCGCCGCCCUGGGACCCUACAGGAGCCAGAGCUGGAUCGAGGGGGACAGCGACGAGGUGCACUGCGCCGAGGCCGUGCCCUGGACCGGGCCCAGGCCCGCCGCCGCUUCGCGGAUCGUACCGCAGCGAUCCUCACGCUCCGCCCCACACCACUCCGUGAGGAUGUGCGUGUCCGUGGGGACGGCCGAACAUAACCAAAGUCGCCCCGGCAGCCCGGCCGCGGCUCCGCGGCGGAGGGCCAGCGCCGACCAGCCCCCUGCGCCUCGCUCGACAGCGGUAGGCAAGCCACCCGGUACACCCGGUGCAGUAGUGCUGCUGCUGGAAGGAGAGUCUUACAACCGCUGUGUUCUUCUCCAGCCACCGGACGACACCGUCAGCGCCAGCUCGGACCCCGCAGACGCAGAGCCGAGCCUCCAGGACGCGGACUACGAGGAUCGACCUCCAGAAAUAACGGAAGAUGACGCCCUUAACGACUCCGGCAUCGAGGAUCCCGUCCCCGAAGACCCUGAUGAUGUAGAGGGCGCAGCCAUUUUACAGACUUUCGAGGACGAGGGUGCCGUCGAGGAGGACGGCGGCUUGUCGGAGAGGGGUGCGGUGGGGAGUCCAGUGUCCAAGCCCGCGCCUCCGGCGGUAGACGACAGCACUUCGGCUCAGUCUCCGGAUGGGGGUGUCCUCUCGCCCGUUCGCUCGCCCGCCCGCUCACCAUCCCGCUCACCGAACCGGUCGCACCACUCGCACCGCUCCGCCAUCUCCGCGAGGAGCAUCCGCACCAACAUGGAGAUCCACGCCAACAAGGCCCAGCCGUUGCAGCGGUCCAUCGUGUGCGGCAUCUCGACCCGGGGGCGCACCAUCCCCGUCUACCCCAUGGGCCACAGCGCGGAGGAGGGUGCGGCGCCGGCCGUGCCGCGGGCGCCCUCGCCGCAGCGCGAGACCCAGCCCCCGCCGCCCGAGAGCGCCUGCGCGCCCAACACCGUCGUGUUCCCCACGUCCAUGGUGGACAGCAGGGCGCUCAUCGCGGGCCUCGAGGCCGCCGGUGAGCCUCUUGUGUUGGGUGCCCCGCCCGCGCCCUACCCCAGCCCGACUCGAGCUCUUGUUGUAGGACGGACGGGGCCACUUCCGGUGCGGUCACGAACUACAGUGUCGCCUCCCCCGCCGCAACCGCCCCAGUCGCAACCAGUGCCCCAACCGUAUCAGCCCCCACCGCGGCCACCACCACCUCCUCCGGAGCCCGAGCCCGAACCGGAAGAGCCUGAACCUGAACCCGAAGUUGAACCCGAGCCCGAACCAGAACCCACGAGCAUCAACUCGUCCAAAUCCAGCGGGCGCCCCCCUUGGAACGCGAGCACGAAGGCCAGCCCCGACCUGCUGAGCCAGAGGACGUACGCCCGGGAUUACGCCCGCCAGACGAGGGAGCAGCAGUCCGGCAGGUCCACUCCGAGGAGCGCCGGGCGGAGCCCAGAGGGCCGCUCUCCGUCGCCAGGCGGCUCGACGGGGGCGGGUAGCCGCCUCGGCGCUAGCCGUUCUCCUUCACCAGGGGCUGCUGGUUCGGGCUCCGCGGGGUCUCGCCUUGGUACUCGAUCUCGGUCCGGCGACCUGCAAGUCUCGUUCCGGGGCGACGACGCCAGUGUCAGGAUUCCGGCAGAACGCGACGGCUCUGGCCUGUCCCCUCGGCGCUCCGGCUCCGCCUUGAACAUGACCACCUCCUCGUCCUCCAUGGGGCUCGGCCGCUACAGGGGGACUUCCCCGGGCAAGUCUCGGGUGACGGCGGCCUCCGGCGCGCAGGGCUCGCGGCAGGAUGGGUCCGACGGCCCCGCCCUCGGCGCGGAGAGACGACCUAGGAAGCUCCGCAGGCCCAUGCCCACGGAGGAGCGCGUCCCCAAGUACCAGUCCAAGUUCCACUACCUGGUGCGCCACGAGUUUUACAAGGCCAAGAAGGACCACGGCACAAUGGGGUAUGCGGAGGUGCCCGUCGACCCCCCAAACAACUUCCUCAAGAAGAACGCGUACUUCAAACUCCGUCCGAAAAUAGACACCCACCCCGACUACCCCACGGUGCUGGGGCGGCCCGAGGCGCGACCCAAGGCGCCUGCGCGCACCGUGUACGACGAGGCGCGGGGCCGCAAGGCGCCGCUGGGGGAGCCCAAGGACUACACCAAGAUCAACAUCCAGAACGCGGUGCGCGCCGUGCCCCGCCAGCCGCCGGCCCGCGCCGUGGACACGCGCAGGGGCAGCACGCUGCUCAUGGAGACCUCCGGUCUCGAGCCCAAGUACAUCUUCAGAAAGGACUACGGCAAGGUGCCCGAGUACCUCUGUCGGCGGCUGCAGCAGGAGGAGGAGGCGCGCCAGGAGGCGGAGCGGCGGCGCGAGAGCGUCAAGCCGCUCCUGCGGCACAUCAGCGAGGAGGAGCGCCUCUCGCUCAUCGGGGGACUGAAGCAGAACUGGCAGGAGCUGCAGACCAUCUUCCAGGGGCUGCCGAUGCUGACCGACACCAUCCCCAAGAUGAAGCGCAAGGAGUCCCUGGAGCAGGAGCUGCGCCAGCUGGAGCGGGACAUCGCCAUCGUGGAGAGGAACCCCGUCAUCUUCGUGGACGAGGGCGCCGGGGACGCGUGCGUCGAGUCCUCCAAGGAACAUUAAGAAACUUUAAAAUGAAAAAAAAUAAAAAUAUACGGCGCUACUUCAUCCAAUAUCCAUUCAUAACUAAAAAGUUUACCUGCAUAAAAAAUAUUUUUUAAAUUAAUUCAGUUAAUGUUCGUUUUUUUUGUGUAGAAUAUUAUUGAUACGUCAAAAACCAAUAAAUUGAAAGAAUUGACAUCUCUCAUGUGAGGGCAAAGAUAAAUUAACCCAUAAA